This is a messenger RNA of Parnassius apollo (apollo), 1617 nucleotides long. The record is from the annotation of a GenBank genome assembly. Lineage: Eukaryota; Metazoa; Arthropoda; Insecta; Lepidoptera; Papilionidae.
AUGUGGCUAGCUCGCGAACAGCACGCGCGCGCGCUUGCGCUCGCCGAGCGCCACGCGCCGCAUAUGGUCGAGGAGGUGCUUGUGGAAGGUGCACGUGCGGCUGCCGAGCGCGGCGACCUCGCUCAGUUCGAAACGCUCAUGAUCCGCGCCAACCGACCAAACGACGUCGUGCAGCAUUACAAAGAGCUUGAGAUGUGGGAAGACGCGGCACGAGUAUCUCGUGAGUAUUUGCCUGAUAGCGCUGAGCCUGUGCCACCAGCGGUGCCUCCUUUACUACAACGAGCAGCCGACCAUGCUGACAGGGGAGAGUGGUGGGAAGCGGUGCAGCUGCUGCUGGGCGCCAGCAGCGCGGGCGCGGCCGGCGGUGCUGAGCGGCUCGCGGAGCGUGCGGCGCUGCGGGCGGCGCGCCUCGCGCGGGAUCACUUGCAGGGGGCUCGACGCCGUGCCGCCGCUGACAUGUUGGCCGAUAGGUUUAACGCCAUUGGACAAAGUGAAGUCGGGGAGCAGCUGCGAGCUGCGUUAUCAGAGGCAGACGACGAUAAUGCUCCAGGUACGAGUGCAUCGGAGUACGAGGAGGAGGCGGCGAGAUUGGGAGUGCGCGAGGUGGGCGCGGAGGAAGAAGCGGAGGCAGAGGCGGGCGCGGGAAGCGCAGGCGUGGCCCUGGAGCGGCUGGCGCGCGCUGGACACUGGCAGCGCUGCCUCGCGCACGCUGCGCGCGCCGCUCCGCACUAUGCGCUGCGAUACGCCGCGCACCUCUUCAAGACACAUCCUCGUACUGAAGGCAUUGACAUAGAAAGUGAGGAUGUACCCGAAGCGCUAUCCUUGACACUGGACGCACUCCGCCAGUAUCUCGUAAGCGACAGUGACGCUACUGUACAAAAUAGCGAUGCAGCGCUGGCUCGGGCUGUUUGCAGCGAGCUCCUUGUCCGUGUGUCAACGGUACCGCGAGCGCUUCAAGCGCUGAAAGAUGCCGCGGCGGUAAUGCUAGCGGCGGGGGCCGAUGAUAGGUCACUUCAGGCAAUUACAUUGUUGAUGGGACUCCACGUACCUCAAAUCGCUUCCAAAGUAGCACGAGCUUUGCCGCGCUACACGGACAUCAUCGUCGCUGACGUUGCGUUCUUCAGUGCGGGCAGCGCUAUACGCGCAGAGGGCGCGGGCGGCGCACGCGAGGCUUUCGCGUUGCUCAAUCACUGCCUCGAUCUCGCCGAGGCGGCCGAUGACGACGCCGCGCACACGCUCGACUAUACGGACUUCGAGUGCACGGACUGGCCUCAUAAUCCGCUUCUGCUGGAGAGCGCGUGUGUUCGAGGGCCGCCGCUUGACGAACUUCGUGAAUGGGUGCUGUCCGUGUCUAUGGACCAGGCUGUUGAACAGAGUCUGCCACUGGACAAACGUGGUAUGUACGCAGCCAGUGUAAGCGGAGACGAACCGUGCUGCAUUAUCACGGGACACCCGCUUGGAUCGCGACUCGUUACAUUCUCCAACGGUCGGUGUGCAAAUCGCGAGUGGUGGUCGCGGUUGAGCCAGGCGGCGAAGCUGCGGGUAGGCGGCGCUGCGGCCGCGCUGCAGGAGCACAUCGCCCGCUGGUGCGGCGGGCCCGACACCACGCUCCUGUGA